Babesia microti strain RI is the source of this 642-nucleotide messenger RNA. Its product is annotated as nucleophosmin 1. The coding region runs from base 1 to 642 and encodes 213 amino acids. The transcript has 4 exons. NCBI's taxonomy places the organism in Eukaryota, Apicomplexa, Aconoidasida, Piroplasmida, Babesiidae. The record is from RefSeq and is a predicted model, not a curated record.
AUGUUAUACGGUGCAAUAAUUGAACCUGGAAAAUCGGUGACCCCAAAAAAUGAGCUAUCCAGUGUGGUUCACAUAUCACAACUGUGCUUGGAUGAACCUAGUGAGAAUGGGAAGACCUAUGUUCAAAUAAACGAUGGGGAAACUUUAUUCAAUCUAUGCGUUUUGGAAAAGGAUGUGAAUGAGAUGGCUACAGUCGACGUGUUCUUCUCAACAAACAGCAUUUCACUAACCACUAAGGGUGCAAAAAACAACGUCCAUGUUGUGGGCUAUUUUGAACCUGAUGAGGCUGGUGGUUUAAUUUCGGAUUCAGAUGAGUUUGAGGAUGAAGAAGACGACGAGGCGGAGGUAGAUCAGGAUGAUGAUGAUGAUGAUGAUUUUGAUGAGGGGAGCGAAGAUGAGGAGAAAAGCUCCAAGAGAAAGGGUGGCAAAGGCAAGAAUGACAAAAAUCCAAAAAAACACAAGGUUGAAGAUGAUUAUGAAAAAUCACUCUGUGAUUAUCUCAAGAAGAAUGGGAAAACAACCCUCGCGUUGUUGGGAUCGAAGGUCAAGAAGCCUGUUGGUCUGAACGUUAAGAUUGGGCAAUUCCUCAAGGAGAGGUCCAAUAUAUUCAAAGUCAACGGUGAUUCUGUGUCACUGGUAUAG